Habropoda laboriosa is the source of this 2857-nucleotide messenger RNA. RefSeq names its product ubiquitin carboxyl-terminal hydrolase 36 (gene scny). Gene Ontology annotation, molecular function: cysteine-type deubiquitinase activity; cysteine-type endopeptidase activity. Lineage: Eukaryota; Metazoa; Arthropoda; Insecta; Hymenoptera; Apidae. Gene Ontology annotation, cellular component: cytosol; nucleus. The record is from RefSeq and is a predicted model, not a curated record. Gene Ontology annotation, biological process: protein deubiquitination; regulation of apoptotic process. The coding region runs from base 191 to 2857 and encodes 888 amino acids. The transcript has 8 exons.
CGCGUGGAAUUUCGAAUUAAUCGAUAGCAUUGUGAUUGUACGAAGUCGUGGUCAAAAAAUAUCGUUUAUAAUGUGAAAUGUGUUACUGCACCGUUGUUAAAAAUAAUAUGUAUGAGUUAUAACGUGUAUAAUCACAAGAAAAAGGAAAAAUAAACAAUACAAGAUUACCACAAAGUAAAAUAAAAUAAAAAUGCCUGCUGUGAGCAUUUGUGACCCAGUUGCGGCUACACUCCGCCGUACUUUGGAAACUAGCCAAUCUAAAACAUCCGAUGAUUUGUCAGCAAGUUUAGUUACUAGUGCAUCAAGAAUUAUUCAGUCAGAAAUUCAGUACAAAGAAGUAGAUGAUUAUCAAACAACAAUUUUGGAUCAACUUAAAGCCAAAUACAUUGUAUUAACCUUACCAAAUUCAGAAAAUUCAGAUGAUAAAGUGAAAGAUGGAGCAAAUUAUAUGAAAAGAAACAAUAAAGUAUCCAAAGGACCCAGUUUACCAGAACCAACUGUUACUUUAUAUUCUCCAAAGAAAGUUAGUCUAGGAUGGAAGGGCACGUUUCCAGUUGGAGCUGGCAUGUACAAUGUUGGAAAUACAUGUUACUUAAACAGCACUCUUCAAGCUCUGUUUCACGUACCAGCACUUGUUAACUGGUUAUUGUCAGACUUACAUCACACAUCAAAAUGUGAACAAAAUGAUGGAGGUGGAGAGUGCCUUACAUGUGCAGUGGCUAAAACUCUACAAUUUAGCCAUCAGAAGUCAGGAUGUGCUAUUAAGCCAUUCUAUGUGUAUAACAAAUUAAAACUUAUUUGUCGAACCAUGGUACCAGGGCAGCAAGAAGACGCUCACGAGUUUUUACGAUAUUUACUAGAAGGCAUGGAGAAAGCUUAUUUAGCAAGACAUAAAGCCAGUAAACUAGACAAUUAUUCUAAAGAAACAACACCCAUUAAUCAAAUUUUUGGUGGCUAUAUUCGUACCGAAGUAAAGUGCCUACAAUGUCGGCAUGUUUCCACUACCUUUCAACACUUUCAAGACUUAUUGGUCGAUAUACGUAAAGCAAGUACUCUGGAUGAAGCAUUAAGUAGUUAUUUUAGUCGUGAACAAUUAGAUAACAAUGAUUAUAAAUGUGAGGCUUGUAAAAGAAGAGUUCCUGCUACAAAACAGUUUAGCUUAGAACGACCUCCUAAAGUGCUUUGUGUACAACUAAAACGAUUCAGUGUUCUAGGAGGAAAAAUAUCUAAACAUAUAGGUUUCAAGCAAAUUAUAGAUAUGGGCCCUUACCUUUGGAGAGAACCAGGAGAUCCUAUUCAACCACUUACAUAUAAACUUAUGUCAAUGGUUACACAUAUGGGUCCAUCAGUAAAUUGUGGGCAUUACACAGCGGUUGCCAAGGUUUCAACAGGCCAAUAUUAUUCCUUUGACGAUUCUUGCGUUCGUCCACUUAGUUUGAGUAAUGUACUGAGUACAAAUGCAUAUAUAAUGAUUUUUGAAAUGGAGCAACAGACACAAUCUCAGGUUCAAACGCAACAGACUGUCAAAUUAAAUGGUACAAUAACUGUGAACAACACAUUAUCUUCACCAGGAAGUCCUAUGAAUAAAACUAUAACUCCUAAAGCAUCAACAUCUGGAUUAUUCUCAUUAAAUGGAUCAGUUAAUGGUACAUCAACAAGCAGUAUUAAAGACAGUACUGAAAAUUUAGAAACUAAUUCACAAACGUCAACAAAUAAAAACACAGGACUUCAAUGUUCCACCCAAAAGAACACAAAUUUUAUCGGACCACAAUUACCGCAAAAAUUACAAGAUAAAUCUCAACCAAGAUUAAUUAUGCACAUUAAAAAUGGAAAAAUUUUAAAUGGAAAUAGUUUGGUUCCUUAUGAUGGAUCCAGUGAAGAAGAAGAUAUUAGUUAUAUAGGAACUGUAAAAAAUCAUCCAAGUUCAAAUACUCCACCAAAAACAAAUACUUCUCCUGGCAGUACUAAUGGUACACAAAAAAAUUCUCCAGUAAAAAGUAGUUCACCUAAAAUAAUUGCUAAUACUAAAGAAGUGCAAAAGUCUAUAUCAAAGGCAAAUGGCAGUCGAGUAUCUGAAAACCAAACUAAUGUAACACAGUGUACAAAAACACAAAAUGGUUCUGUCUGUAGCACCACUACAAAUACAAUUAAGUAUCAAAAUGGUAAAUCAGAAGCAAAUGGUAAAACGGAGAAUGGUAGUAAUAAUAUUAAAAGUAAAUGGUAUCAAUCUGUUAGAGUAAAAACAGGACAAGAAGAAAAAGUAGUCACAAAAGCUGCAAGUAGUAGUAUGAAAGGCUGGCAAGUUUCAAAAGAUACGUUUUCUUCGACAUCAACUACAGCUCCUAAUGGAUGGUCUGUGACUGAUAAGGAAGAUGUUAACAAAAUUAGUCAGAAUAAUACCACCCUUAGUGCUGCAGCAUUAAGGGAUUUUAAUGGAACGAAUCGUUCCGAUACAGUUUCCCAUUUACUAAAGAUGUCUCAUCGUGGCUAUGGCAGUUCUUCGGGUCAAAAUUUAUCCGUUACAAAUUGGAAUGGCAACAGGACACAUUUAGAUCGAGAAGUUGACAACGAUAGAAGGGAAGAACGUAAACGACACUUCAAUACAGAUGACGAAGAAAUAGAUCGAGGUCGAGUAAAAAAAGUAAAAGAUCAUCGGACAUACGAAGAAAGAAGUAGCUCAGGAUAUAAUCUAUUCCAAGAAUACCAAAAUGGCAAAACGUGGAACCGAUCUCUCGGUGGUUAUUACCGGAGACAUUAUUAUAAUACUUCCAGCCACCCACGACCGCGGCAUGGUAGAAAUUAUAGGCCUCCGCAUUACAGAUAUAAUCAUUCUCGUGCGCAUUGGCAACGAGGAUAA